This is a messenger RNA of Toxotes jaculatrix (banded archerfish), 1713 nucleotides long. RefSeq names its product PYM homolog 1, exon junction complex associated factor (gene pym1). The coding region runs from base 237 to 875 and encodes 212 amino acids. The record is from RefSeq and is a predicted model, not a curated record. Gene Ontology annotation, cellular component: cytoplasm; exon-exon junction complex. Gene Ontology annotation, biological process: exon-exon junction complex disassembly. NCBI's taxonomy places the organism in Eukaryota, Metazoa, Chordata, Actinopteri, Toxotidae. Gene Ontology annotation, molecular function: RNA binding. The transcript is spliced from 3 exons.
CCGCCCGAUUACACGCACGGUUCAGGGAUCGUUGUUUGGCAUCCAGGGCCACAGUCUUCACUCUAUUAGCUGUGUGUAGAUGCUGUCAUGACAGCUCUCACAUGGAGGGAAGAUACAUCUUUAAAGCAAAUGUUUAAAAAGCUGUAGCUGUUUUUACUGCGUGGGGUCUAAGUGAGCGGGGGGACGUUUGAGGACACCGUCCGAUUGAGGGGAGCGGAGCCGCGCAUUACACCAAAAUGGCAACUCCGUAUGUGACAGACGAAUCUGGGAAAUAUAUUGCUGCCACUCAGCGACCUGAUGGAACAUGGAGGAAGCCGAGGCGGGUGAAGGAUGGUUAUGUUCCACAGGAGGAAGUCCCAGUCUAUGAAAACAAGUACGUGAAGUUUUUCAAGAGCAAACCAGACCUGCCACCCGGCCUGAACCCGGCUGAGGCAGCUCCACCAAAGCAGCAGCAGCAGCAGCAGCAAAAGAUCCCCGGUUGUGCAGACAGUGAGGGAGCCGGUCUCUCAAAGUCAGCCAAACGCAACAUGAAGCGGAAAGAAAAACGAAAACAGCAGCAGCACCAGGGCCAGGAUGGAGAUGCGGAUGUAGAAUUGGUGAGCGAUGCUCUAGAGAACGUCUCCAUUUCGGAGGGCGGCGAGUCCUCGAACAAGACGGCAGCGCCGCCCUCUGUCUCGUCUCCCGAUGAUUCCUCAGCAGCAGCUGAAAAGGCCAAGAAAAUCAAAAACCUGAAAAAGAAGCUGCGUCAAGUUGAGGAACUGCAGCAGAAAGUGGACUCAGGGGAAAUAAAACAGCCGACAAAGGAUCAGCUGGAUAAGCUGGGUCGGGCAAAGGCCUUACAAGACGAGUUACAGCAGCUCGAGCGUGAUUCUUGAAGCAAUAAAGGACAGCAGCAGAGUCAGACAGACUGAACAUACAAACUACACACCGAAACACAGGGAAGGGACAUUUGCAGCUUUGUGGUCAUAGCUUCCAUUAAACAUAUUCUACCUGUUUGAAAUUCAUUAUGAACUUUGGAAGUGAACAUCCUCCCAGCGCCUUUCAAGCAGAGAACAACAGGAUGUCUGCGUAGCAGGCACCACAUCUUCAGAACUGACAAGCCUGUUCUUUAGAUUCAAAUCUCUAAAUAACAUUACGACUCCUGCUCACAUACUUGUAUUGGCCAGGUCAUUCAUUUAUAAAUAUCCUUUAAGGACUUCAUUGUGAAUUGUUUUGUGCAUGUCUGUCAUCUCCAUUUUUGUACCUUUCAUAGCAUCAGGUUUCACUUGAAAAAAAUGUUUUCUGUUGAAGAGAAUGUAGUUUGUUGACCUUUCUGCUUUAACAGUUUUGUCAAUCAUUGGAUGGCCUCUUGUGGUCACACUAAUGUUGAGUCUAUACAGUCAUUACAUUAAAGCUACAUGCUGCAUAAAUGUUUAUCUCAUAUUGCUUUUUAGUAGCAGCGUUUGGAAGGCAGGACGUAAAUUUGUAGAAAAACAACUAUAUUUUGGUGUCAUUGGAUAUUUUGGAAACAAGUUAUGCACUUAAAGGAUGAGGCUGGUGAUGUUGUAUGUUUUACUUUUUGUCAGUAAAUCCCACAAAAAGACAAAAAAACCAACAAUGAAUGGAUGAAAUAUUGUCUGUGCAGCCAAAGCCUGAUAUAGCUUGUUCCUCUGUGCCAUGGAGCUCCAUUGUUUUCCAAAAAUUAUUAAAAACAAAUCAAUGACCCGCACUGUU